AGGCUGCGCGCCGCCGCGAGUUCCCACGGUGCUGAGGGAGCCGCCGCCGCCGCCGCGUCGAUCGCCCGCCGCAGGUUUCUGCCGUUGAACUCCCAGGCACAGAAUGAUCUGGAAAGCAGCUGUGUUGCUUGGCUUGGUCCUGGGAACUCGUGCUGUUCCCAUAGACGAUCCCGAGGAUGGAGGCAAGCACUGGGUGGUGAUCGUCGCGGGCUCAAAUGGCUGGUAUAAUUAUAGGCACCAGGCAGAUGCGUGUCACGCCUACCAGAUCAUUCACCGAAAUGGGAUUCCCGACGAGCAGAUCAUCGUGAUGAUGUAUGAUGACAUUGCCAACUCUGAAGACAAUCCCACUCCAGGUAUCGUGAUCAACAGGCCCAAUGGCACGGACGUCUACAAGGGCGUCCCGAAGGACUACACCGGAGAGGAUGUUACCCCCGAGAAUUUCCUUGCUGUGUUGAGAGGCGACGCAAAAGCAGUAGAAGGCAAAGGGUCUGGAAAAGUCCUGAAGAGCGGCCCCCGGGAUCACGUGUUUGUUUACUUCACUGAUCACGGAUCUACUGGAAUACUGGUUUUUCCUAAUGAUGAUCUUCACGUAAAGAACCUGAGUGACACCAUCCAUUACAUGUAUAAGCACAAAAUGUACCAGAAGAUGGUGUUCUACAUCGAAGCCUGCGAGUCUGGGUCCAUGAUGAACCACCUGCCCGAUGACAUCAACGUUUAUGCAACUACUGCUGCCAACCCCAGGGAGUCAUCCUACGCCUGUUACUACGAUGAAGCCAGGUCCACGUACCUGGGGGACUGGUAUAGCGUCAACUGGAUGGAAGACUCGGACGUGGAGGACCUGACUAAAGAGACCCUUCACAAGCAGUACCACCUGGUGAAAUCCCACACCAACACCAGCCACGUCAUGCAAUAUGGAAACAAAUCGAUCGCCGCCAUGAAAGUGAUGCAGUUUCAGGGUGUGAAACACAAAGCCAGUUCUCCUGUCUCCCUGCCUCCAGUCACACGUCUCGACCUCACUCCUAGCCCCGAUGUGCCCCUCGAGAUCAUGAAAAGGAAACUGAUGAGGACCAAUGAUCUGCAGGAGUCCCGGCAGCUUGUCAAGGAGAUCCAAAUGCAUCUGAACGUUAGGCAGCUCAUUCAGGAGUCGGUGCGCAAGAUCGUGUCCUUGCUGGCAGCGUCCGAGGCCGAGGUGGAGAGGCUUCUGUCCCAGAGGGCCCCGCUCACGGGGCACGGCUGCUACCCCGAGGCGCUGGUGCACUUCCGCACGCGCUGCUUCAACUGGCACUCCUCCACGUAUGAGUAUGCUCUGAGACAUCUGUACGUGCUGGUCAACCUUUGUGAAAAGCCGUAUCCACUGCACAGGAUAAAAUCGUCCAUGGACAAUGUGUGCCUUGGUCACUACUGAAGAGCUGCCUUCUGAGUGCUUUUCCAAGUGUGAACACCUUCCCUCGAAUGUGUACUGAUCCGAGACUGAAGAGGUGGCAGAGAGGGGAGCCCCCACUGCUCCGGCCCGGGGAAGGCCGCCUGCCGCUCGGGGCUCACUCCGGGCCUUUCUUUUGAGGGUGACUUGUUUGCUUUUGCCCGCUUCCCCAGUCUUCUCGGAAAAAACUACAAGUAGGGGUGGGUAAAGCUGUGUUGAGAGAGAACGGUAAUAUUUGCUUUUUUAGGAGGUUUUGGCCCAUUAGUUUUUAAAAGCAAGAAAUUGAUGGAGGGUUCUGUAGCCCCUCUCAGAAAGCAUCUUUUUUGGGAGAAAUUUGAAGCUGAAACCUCUUUAAGUCUUCAGAAUAAUUUUCUUGAAGAGGGCUAUAAGCCCCAAAUGGAAAACUAUUUUUGAUUGCUUUUGUAUUUUAUUCUGCAAUUGUGUUCACGUCUUAAAAAAAAUAAAGGUUUGUAACUGAAUCUGGGUAUUAA
Molecule: messenger RNA, 1911 nt
Organism: Microcebus murinus (gray mouse lemur)
Lineage: Eukaryota; Metazoa; Chordata; Mammalia; Primates; Cheirogaleidae
Gene: LGMN
Product: legumain
Biological process (GO): vacuolar protein processing
Molecular function (GO): cysteine-type endopeptidase activity
Source: RefSeq, a predicted model, not a curated record